This is a messenger RNA of Arctia plantaginis, 282 nucleotides long. Lineage: Eukaryota; Metazoa; Arthropoda; Insecta; Lepidoptera; Erebidae. The record is from the annotation of a GenBank genome assembly.
AUGUCUUCCCAAACUAUCCAAGAAUGUGGCCCUAAAAUUUCAGAAGCAAAUUCAAAUUGUUUUGGAGUUAUAGAAGAAAUAGUGAGCAAACGUCGAGCAGGAAUACGAGCGGCCAGAUCGCUCGGAGUGCCAGACGACCACAAACGAGUGCGUGGGACAUAUACAAAAGCGCAUGGGUACUCGUCUCCGCAGCAAGAGAAGCUCGGUGGAAAGAAGCGGCUCACCGAGGCUUUCAUAAAAAAAUUAACAAUUUAUUACGGUCUGGCGAUUCGAAGAAACUGA